AGGACAGUUUCUGAGCCGCAGUCAUCGACUGCACCACGUUCUGCGCUGCUCUGCUGCUAUACUCUGCUGCUGGUGGUGCUGCUGUUGGUGCUCUGGUACUGCUGCUGUUACCGAUCAUCCUCUUCUUGCUACUACUACUACUACUACUACUACUACUACUACUACUGUUGCUGCUACUGCUGAUUCUGAAAAGGACCCAGUGAUUUCGACGAUUGGCAAAAGAUACGAUUGAUUUUUGUGAAGGUAUGUGAUCGUUGUGACAAACUGUUUAUAUCGAAAGAGACUUUCAACGAUUGGCCAGCUAUCAUCAGAUGAAAAAGUUGUAAUUCUUUUGGAAUUCUAUUUCUUUCGAUUGAAAGGUAUACAAAGGACAAACUUUGAAAAACUCUGUGCUUCUCAAAUCCCGGAAACUGAACAGUUCUACCAACGAAAAAAAUAAAAUAAACGAAAUGAUUUGAUUAAACGAACCAAAUCACGAACCAGUGUUGUUAUUAAUUUGUUUUUGAAGAAGAACAGUGGACAAAAAUCAUAGGCCUAAAUCUUAUUUGUGAAAAGGAUAUUUGUGAAAACGAUAAGAAGAAUUUAUUAUUAUUUUCAUCAUAAUUUCUAUCGAUCGCCGAUCAUCGAUAGAUCAACGAUCAUCGGAAACUUAUCGAAUCUUUGGACUGGACUGGACGAGAAUGCAGAGUUCCGACUGAUUACACAUGCCGUGGUCGUAGCUCUCGGAAAGGAUGUUCCACGGGGGCGGAAGUGGUGGGUACGGCGCAGGCUCCGACUAUCAGCAACAAUCUCAGCAACAACAACAGCAACACGGACAGCAACUGCAAGCCCCCGUUUACGUACCUUCGUCCAGACCAGCGAUCCCUUCAGCAGCCACGGCAGCCCAAUAUCAUUCCUUUGCCGGUUCUGCUUCACCUGCGUGGGAAAAAACAGCGUCCUGGCAACAUGGCGUCGAAACUUACGCUGCUCACCAUGCAUUGGCCGGUCAUACGAGUGCUUCCAGUGCAACGAUGGGUCCACACACGGGUCAUGCUCAUCCUCAUGCUGGUCACCCUCAUACAGCACAUCCCCAUUCUACCCUUGCAGCGGCUGCACCUUUUUAUGCUCAGAACGUUGCGAUGAUGUCGUCAUGGCGUGCUUAUGAUGGCGCUGGAUUUCAACGUGCAUCGCCAUACGACACGGCGAUGGACUUUCAAUUUGGCGAGGGUCGGGAGUGCGUCAAUUGCGGGGCAAUUUCUACACCGUUGUGGCGAAGGGACGGCACUGGUCAUUAUCUUUGCAACGCAUGCGGGCUUUAUCACAAGAUGAACGGCAUGAAUCGACCGCUCAUCAAACCGUCAAAACGCCUGACGGCUACGAGACGGCUAGGAUUAUGCUGCACAAAUUGUGGUACACGGACAACGACAUUGUGGAGGCGUAACAACGAUGGUGAACCGGUGUGCAAUGCAUGUGGCUUGUAUUUUAAGUUACACGGUGUUAACAGACCAUUGGCAAUGCGAAAGGAUGGAAUUCAAACGCGGAAACGGAAACCGAAAAAGACACCAGAACCAAAUGCUAGAACCAGUACAGCGGAACACGAGACUACAGCAUCGAGUACAUCGUCACCUUCUAUGGAUCCGAAAGGUAAUCAACAACAGCAACAACAACAGCAACAACAACAGCAACAACAACAACAACAACAGCAGCAGCAGCAACAACAACAGCAGCAUCAAAUCGACGUGUCUAAAUCGUCGAGUUCCUCGACGCCGACUGAAAGGCCUGUAUACCUUGGACACACGUCCCUACUAGCAACCGGAAGUGUACCUGCCGUGAAAACGGAACCUCGAAGUUGCGACGGGAUCGUAGGUCAACCGUACUCAUCUUAUUAUCAACAUCCGCAUCAACUUAGCGUACCAACGAGUGAACAUCAACAACAGAGUUAUUAUGGAACACAGGAGGCCCCUUAUCAUCAUCAACAUCAUGUCACAGCUGCUGCUAAGCUUCUGGCAUCAUCGUAAUUUAAUUCCUUAAACGUAAGGAUUAAAGAUAAUGAAGCUUCAAUAUAAAAUAGAAGACUAUCUUACAAUUGGACGAUACCGAAGGAUAAGAUUAAUCAUCGAUAAAAGAAUUCGAUAAUCGCGAGUUUAAAGUGCAAUCCAAGCUAGCUGCUUGCUUAACGUGAUCGAAGAGAAUGAAAGAAGGAAGAAUAUCCAAAAAUAAAUAAAUAAACAUGUAAGGGGAUACGAUGAAAAGGAGAAUUAAUGUAUGUACACAAAUACGUACAUACUUGCUACGUGACUAUUAUCGCGUGACAACGGAAACGAAGAUUCGAAGGAUAACUCUCGAUGGACGUUUAAUGCGAGAACAUAACGAGAAUGACCUUGGAUCUCUAGUCAACGAUCGAUAACGACGGAUUGAAGACGAUCGUUUCGAAAUUUUACGUACGAAAAUCAUUUUAACAGCUUUCGAGAAAUUGAUAAGGAACUACAUGAGCAUUAGACUUAUCAUUACGUUAAAAAAGCACACGUACAUAAACGUACAUAAUCAUACACACAUACACACACACACACACACACACACACGCAGAUUAUCUAUAUUUUAUUCGGCUAUUCGAUAUUUCUAUGACACACAUUAUACGCGAUCAUCCUUACGAUAGUAAAAACAAAAAAAAAAGAAAAAAAAAAGAAAAAAAAAAAGAAAUGCUUUCAUUGUAAAUAGCUCAUUUAUCUGUAACGAAUGAUAUGAAUUAAUCGUGUGUUUUUAAAAUUCGUUGAAAUUAAACAGAUUAUUAUGAUCUAUACUUGCCAUUCGAGAUCAUAUUUGGAUAAUAUAGAUAACGAAUAACUCACACGAUGAGUACUUAAUUGUAAAUAUAAUUUGCUCUAAGGAUGUAUAUCACAGCUUUAGAAUUAAUCGAGACUUAUUCGACCCUUAAAUUGGUUUCGUGUUUUUAUAUACGCGUAUACGAAUAUAUAACAUAUACGAAACCUUUUUCGGUGAUUUCACAAUGUGCAUUAUCAAUUUAUAACAAUAAUCUCUCGUUCGUGUAAGCAAUAAAAAGAAAGAAUGAUUGUGCGCGCAUGAGUAUGUAUGCUGUGUGUAAGAGAGAGAGAGAGAGAGAGAGAGAGAGAGAAAAAGGAAGAGAGAAAGAGAGAGAGAGAGAGAGAGAGAAUGAAGCGGACGUAAAAGUCAUCCCAACUAAUUUAUUGACUCAUAGUCCAAAGGUUGCCUCACUUUUCCCUAUAAGCUGUAAAAUUAUAAGCGUAAUGGAGUCUGAAUUAUAAUUGUGCACAGUUCCUGUAUAAAUCGUUUCCUUUUUUUUCUUC
This is a messenger RNA of Vespula pensylvanica (western yellowjacket), 3305 nucleotides long. Its product is annotated as GATA-binding factor A-like. The coding region runs from base 732 to 1997 and encodes 421 amino acids. NCBI's taxonomy places the organism in Eukaryota, Metazoa, Arthropoda, Insecta, Hymenoptera, Vespidae. Gene Ontology annotation, molecular function: RNA polymerase II cis-regulatory region sequence-specific DNA binding; DNA-binding transcription factor activity, RNA polymerase II-specific; zinc ion binding. Gene Ontology annotation, biological process: cell fate commitment; positive regulation of transcription by RNA polymerase II; negative regulation of transcription by RNA polymerase II. The record is from RefSeq and is a predicted model, not a curated record. The transcript is spliced from 7 exons.